GCUUGUUUAAGUUGUUUUUAAAUCUGCCAUAGUUGCUAUGUUGUGAUCCCAAAAUUUUUGCAAACACUGCAGACCAUCCUUGCUAGAAAAAGGUCAUUCGAUAUGUGAUUAAGUUAUAUUCCUAUAACAUAUUGCUCGUAUUAACUCUGGUGAUAACUGUUUUCACAUUUUCCCAAGUCUUUAAUUGCAUUUCUUGAAGUCUGGUCUGGAAAUGUUCACGGAAGUCAUUUUUAGUCAUACCUCGACUUCUUUAUUGAAAACGUCACAGGGUUUUUCCGUCAACGGCGGUCACUUUUAGUGACAUCUCUUAGUUGUUGAUUUAUCUUGUUUUUUGUCUUACUGUGUUUUUUGUCUAGUUGCUUGUGUUAUACAAGUUUUAAAGUCCUGCACUCUGGUGGUUUGAUGCCAUGCGAUGCUAGCUUCUUACUCAAAAGUAUGCCUCUUUGUUCAAUAAUUCAAGUGAGUGCUUGAAGGGCUCAAACUUCCCUUGUUGAUGCCAAAAAUUGGCAGUUUUUUAAACUUUUGCUUUUUUCUUUUCAUCUUUUUGUGUGGAUUUCGCUUGAUCUUUCCGUAACAAUAAAUUACCAUCUUUUUUGCUGGUGCAAAAUUUCGCAUUCUUCAUUUCAAGUCGCUAUUGGAAUUAUAUCUAAGGUAUAUCACGUCACCCUAUCAUUUUUAACACUUUUAUACGGAGAAAUUGACCAAGAUUAUUUGACAUUUUAAAAGAUUUUGAUACAACAAAUUGGUCCGUAUCUUAAUCUGCUGGUUACUAAGUAUCUUUUAGCAACUUAGAAGGAGAUCAGACUGUUUCUAGAUUUUGGAUUGUUUCAACUCCUGAGCCGGACAGGAGUGAACAAAUAUUGAUGUAUUCACGGAAAAAGCAGAUCUCAGAUUAAAAUACAAUUGCAGUUUGCUGUUUCUCAUUCAGGGGUGUCAUGGCUUUAGAUUUGUAGAGAAGACAGGCCUUGGAAGCUAUAUAAAUGUUGUUAAACGACAAAGAAUUGAAAUCUCUUCUCCAAUCUCAUAUGCAUAAAGCAUCUUCAAGUAUUACCCGAAUAAACAACCGACAAAACGCUUCGUUGUUAUACCUAACAGUACUCCACGAGUAUUUACAAAAGCUUUCUCUUCCUGCUACGAUUAACUUCAUUCAAUUUUUUGAGGCGAAUUACUUUAAAAAUAGCGCUCUCUAUUAUUUAGAAAGUUUAGAAAAUCAGUCACCCUACCUGUCUCCAAAUCCUUGUCAAGGAAAAUGAGACCCAAUUGAUACAUAGUGCGGCCCAUAUCUGGAUAGAUGGGUAGAAUUAAAUUAAGAGCCAUGGAGGAUUGCACGAAUGCGUAGAAAGUGGGCGGGCUGGAUCCAAUAUUGAACAGCUAAAAUCGAUUCGCAGAUAGGCUCAAUUCGUUCUUGUGCCGUCAUUUUCGAUGUUGAACUUUCCCAAAAAUCUCCAUUAUCGUUUACUAGUUAUCAACAGAGAAAAUCACAUCACUUUUUUGCAUCGUUCGAAGCAAAUUCUUUAUGUGGAUCAGAAUAAUAUACAUUUGUUCAAAAAUUGACUGUUUCACAUUAAAAACUUCUCAUGUGCCUUUGUUGUUAGUAAUCCUCUGGUUUUACAAUUGCUUAGAUAUUCGCUAGAAGAACGUUAUUAUUAUCAAUUUGUGUUAUGUCAACGAUUGGGAUAAAUUUGAAGGAAAUGGAGAACUGUAGGACAUGACAUCACAAUGACCUUUUAGGGCUUGAAUGGUGAUAAUGUUUCGCAAAUCUGAAUUACAUUCGCAAAAGGUCGUCGAACACCAAGAGCUCAUGCCCAAGAAGACCUACUGAAGAAAACAAAUUCCAAAAAGCAGAAGCAUGCCCCUUUCUUAAAUAUUCAGUCAACAGGCAAACAAAAAUGCAGUUAAAACGAAUUUUCAUAGAUAGCAUUCCAUCCAUAGCUUUCAACGUAAAAGUUCGAACUAAUUAUGGGAAUGCUUCAAACUUUUCGAUGGAAAGGGCAAUAUGAUACUCAUGUAAGGUACACUUCUGACCCUAAAAAGUUCUUUAGAAAACUUUGGAUGCUAGCUUUGUAUGCAUAUCAUUUGCUACUUUGUCCAAGCUGUUGGAUUUUUAAGCUUUCUAACUCAAAUCUUAAUGUAAAGUUGGCCCCAGAGCCACCUUGCUAUGCCCCGCUAUUUGUUACUUGUAAAGAUUUAGAACAGAAAUUUGGUUGAAACCCAAGCAUAUUGAAAAAAGGAAGAAAGCCCAUGGUGUAUAAUUUCAUCCAUUGCUGCCAGGGAGUCGGAAUUUUAAAUUCUUCAUGCAAGGCCUUUUCUAGUUCCAAUUCGAAAGCUCAUGGAAAUUGCAAUGCACGAGGAAAGCAUUGUCAUUUCAAGAGACCAACUAGGGUAGGGGAUCGUUGAGUGUGAAGCCCUGUAGAUACCCUUUUUACUUGAGUUUUCUUCGUAACUGCUAAAAAAUGCCAAAACUUACAAGGUGACAUUGGAAAGAGCAAAUUAGAUGCACAAAUCAUAUUUUGUCACCCUUCUGGUUUGUCAUACAAAAUAUGAUUUUUCAUAAAAUAUUCUAAUGAAUUCCUUAGUCUUUUUCUUUUAUUUCAACAACAUGGUAUUCUAUAGUUUGUUAUACUUGAUUAGUACAUAGAAACUCUUUUGCCGUUCAAAGCACCAGAAUCAUGAAUCUUAUUGUCUUCAUAAUUGAGUCAAUCAUUAAUAAAAUCAGACUGAUCGUCAGCAAGGCUGCUGGUUCCAUUUAAAUGUGACGUGUAACUUGAUUCUCAUUCGUUAUUGUCACAAUUUUAUUACGGGAGAUGAAAGUUUACAACAUUUGAUUUCUUGCCUUCGAAAUAGGACAGAUUUUCAAUCGGUUCUUUGAAAUUUGGUUAUAGCGAAAAAGCUUGGUCUUUGUUUUAAAAAGGCUGAAAUUAUUUUCCGACAUGGCAAGAAAGCUUAUCCUGUGCUAGUGCCUUGCGAUUUGCGACACUCCUGAAAUUCAUAGUUAGGUUUUCUGCACUUGUAAGUUAAAUCAUUUAGUCUGAAAUACGAAGGGAUUUGUCAUUCGAAAUCAUCCCUGUUUCUCGUAGAAAUGGCCUAUAUAUUGUACGAGCACAGUAGCUAUUAGGGUCUUAUACGUAGCAGUGGCACAAGUGCGGUUAUGCAGUGAUCCCUAUAGCAACAAGAAGCAUAAACGUUGCGGCUUUUCGUUCCUCAAACCCACAAUGCCAUGGACGAUGAUACAUGUAGGAGGGGAAUAGAUUAGCGUAAUAAAUCUCGAUCGAUUUCAGAGAAACCUUACUGAUACCCAUAUUAUGUUUCUGGAUAAUCUUGUUGUCUGGGAAAUUAUAAACGUCACAAACAACAUCACAACUGCAAGAACCUACUGUAUUUGAUUAAAAUGAGACCUGACCGAUGUCAGUAACUGUAGAAAGCCAAUGCAGAUAUUACUAGUUACUCAGGGAUCUAUAUUAAUCCAGCUUGGAUUUUGAAGCCGUACUUCCUACACACAUGGUCAUAUUAAUAAUGGCCGGCUUGGUUAUGAUAGUUCUCCAGUUAUUAAGAAAUUUCUCAGGAACCAGAGCAUACAAGACUUUAGCAACAAAAGUCUAAGCAAUUUAGCAACAUAGAAGUCUUAGGUGUUACUACAAAUUUUUGGUGUUCAAGAUAACAUAGAAUUGAAGCUUGUCUAAUGUAUUUUGUAGGACCUUCCUUUUUUGUCGUACGAUUGUCAACAAAGCAAGAAAUAACUUUGGAUAGGUAUCUGGAUUUGUCAAGUCCAACUAAUCCUUAAUUCAAUAUUUAUUCUGAUUAGAAUAGCUUCACCUUCCAUUCUGCUGACGAAAUGUAAAUUUGACAUUCGAUACCGGUCUCUCUCUUACGAUAACUGUUUUCAGAGCAAAGUCAAUUUAGUCAAACACGAUUUUCAUUCGCAGGUUGAAUCAUUAAGAUUUCAGAGUGUGUCACCCCUAGCAAUGUUCUUUUUCUCAACAUCAGCUGCUGCAAGUUCGAAAGUAGAAAUGCGUUAUUUCUCUAUACAGAACUUUCGGUUUCUUGAUUCAAGGACAACUAAUAUUUCCCAUUUUGAAAAAGGAAUGGCUACUUUUUAAUGGUAACUGACGAAAAUCGAAUGAUAAAUUAUUGAUUCAUUGUAUAGGCUCCCUAAUCUCAAUCGUUACCUGUACAAGUUUUCAAUGAAAACCUCUUUUAAAACUAAGAUCCUAUGUUUCCAACAAUCUCGUAACAGUAUUUGUAAUCGAUCUGUCGCCAAACAUUUCUUUACGAUACAUUUCCUUUUACUCCUCAGCAAUUUUACCAGAAAAACUGCACAUCUAAUGGAUUUGAAUCGUUUGUUUAUUUAUCAACUGCAUUAAUUGGGGCAGAGGAGGUCUGGCAUCAAAAUUGCAGGUCGGCUAGCAAACCAAAAGGGCCCGGUUCAGGGUGUGGUAGACUUUUUUGAACCACACCCGCUAAUGAAAGCAUAUCGUAAAAUACGAUCAGCCCAAAUGAAUUAUGGAUGGGUGCUAUACUUAAAUCAAGGAUUCUAUACUGCUAAACUUUGCACAAUAACAGCAAAUCGGUAGUUCUUUUCUAUUUGUAACUCCAAGAAACUCUUAUAGCAGUAUAAAAAAAUGACCCUAGUCUAACACUUCAAGCAAUAUUGUCAAGUGAACCUAAUGCAAUAUUCUGAAAUUGAGCUAAAAAUCCAACCUGCCAGUUCUGUUCUUGUACGUAUCACCUUUUUAUUGGUCUAGUUAGUGUCUUGGCUACAAUUCGAAAUUAGGUAAACUACAAACAUUCUCACUCUAAAACAUCAUUGAGAGGACUCAAAAUGAUACCGAUUCUUUAGUCUGUACUAGACUUUAUUAUUCUAAACACGUUGUUAAUUUAACCAUUAGCGAACAGAAAAACUUCCAUAUAAUUUUUCAAAAUGCCCCAUUAGGGGGUUUCAGAAAAAGAAGAACUUGAAGGGAGGCCGGGAAAGGUUUUUUUGUUACUUUAAGGGAAGAAAUUGAAGUACGAACGCAAUUCAAGCGUUCGUACCAAGUGUGCUCAUUCCAAUCUCCACUGAUUUCGACCAAUUUCAUUCAGUGCGCGCAAGAUUCUUAGAACAAAGAUGUUGUCACAGAGCUAUCUUUGAUGUUUUGUGUACAUGAUAAAAACAUGAAUUCAGUUAUGUUUACAUUGGAGCCAGGGGAAAUCAAGCUUUAAAAAAGCACGUGUAGAUUGGAUGCGCAAAUUACAUAAAGACAGAGAUCAGAAAUGUGAAUACCAAUAAAAUCGGCAUUUGGUAAAUUGAAUUUGGUUGUGAACAAGAAUAAUAGCUUACUCUACUCGAAAUUGUAGAUUACCAGUAAUGUAUUCAACAGCAAGUUAGUUUCACUGCUACUUAAUUUCCGGUUGCCGUGAGAAUGCCAUAUCGCAAAGGCCCAUUAUGAAAAUCAUGCAAUUGUAUUAUCCUAUGCUGUACACCUCGAACAAUUUUGCUUGACGAAAAGUAGAAACUGCUUCAACUAUUCGUCAAGCCAAUUUUUCGAUGAGCGAACGCUUUUCACACGAAUUUUUCUUUCUGCGCAUGUGUCUUCACGUAUUUUUCAGACAAGCGCUGCAAAAAAACUUUGGUUGAGAUUGGCCUUAAAAUGCGAAAGUUUCCUUUUGCGAAAGAUCUUAUUUCGCUUCUUUUGGGAAAGUUGAUGCCAAAAAUUUGACGUUUUUCUUUAUUGGAGAAGCUUUCUUCACUCGAAAUUUUGUUUCUGGGGACGUCUGAUCAUGUAUGGUAGGUCAUUAUUAGCUAGAAAUGUAACAAUGACGACUCCAGACAACUAUCAGAAGACAACAACUUCUUGAUCUCUACGUACAGUUUCAAAUUGUUUCCUAGGUAUUUCCUAGACAGUUAUAGGCUUCUUGUAUUAGAGCGAAAUUUGAAAUAGAUUGUCUGUAUAGUGGAUGUUGGUCGUAGUGGGGCCAUGCGGCCUACGCACAGACUUCAUUUUCCUCCCGUAUUUCUGAAGCCAGCACACUUUUUAGGGGCCUUGGCUGUAACUUUAAGAUCUCAGUUAAUGAAAAUUUUCCUCUUCAACGUUUAUAGAAAGAGCCCUUUAUCAAUUUUUUACUUUAAAUACCCGAGGGCCCGGCUGGCGAUCGCCACUUUGCCACACGGACCAGACCACCCCUGAUUGGGGUCUUACGCAGAUGAUAACUUAGUGCAAAUGGAAGGGAAGAUGACGAGAGGAAAUUAAGAAACGGGGGCCAUCUCGGUGACAGAAAAUUAUGACCAAGAAAAUUGAGGUUAGAGGGAAGUGGAGGAUAUAGGCAAGUGACUGUGCCAAUUAGCGAUUCGAUUAAAUUAAGAAAAGUCAUUGUGGCCAGCAAAGUCCAAAGUAAAGUAAACUCUUUAAGCUAGUCAUACAAAAAUAUUUGUUUCUUUCUUAUCUUUGAAUCUAUCUCAAUCUUGUUCUUUGAAUAAGAAAGAAACAUCUAAUGGUUUCGACUGGAUUCUGGAAAAUCUGUAAUUUGUAGACCAAUUUUCUUAGCAUUCUCUGUAUUAACUUUAUCAAAAUGCUGCACAAGAGCAUUUUAAACAUCGAGUAUUUGCUAGAAGAAAACAUAACGUCCAAGGUCAUUUACUGUUGUUUUCUAAUGAAAAUGGGAAUUUACUAUCAUUUAUUCGUAAAAAUUAAAACUGCACAGAACCACUGAAAUGAAAUCAAUAUAUCUGCUCCAUCGACCCUCUGACAUAGAACUCCUCAAGUACAUUUACUUUUCACACCAUGUUAUCGUGUGACCUUACAUCUUGAAAGGAAAGAUUGUUUCAAAUAACUGCGUUAAAGUGCAAAUAUCCUCUAAAUCAGAUGUUGAAAGGGACUUUGAUGAUGAUUUCUCCGUUAUGACGUUUGCUGGAGGAAUGCAAAGCAUGGCUAACCGCCCCUGUCAUAUCUAUGGUUUUGCAUUAAUAGUAGGAAUUCUUUCACAAUAUUCUCUCAAAACAUUGUAGCGAUGAAAGCUCCAAAUUUGAAUAAUAAGGUCAGGUGUACUCCCCUCUGGACUUAUUGUUUUUCAAGUGUACUUCAUUUGUAGGAUCAUAUCCCUAGCAAAUUCUUUAAAAGUUUCAAGCAGUUUACAUGAUUCUCAAAGUUUAAAAAAAACCUAUUGACACCAAAAUUUGUUACAUCUUAAUGGUAUUCUUUGUAGUGCCAUAGCAGUGUUGCUAGAAAUACAGACGAAAAUCUUUAGGGUCUUUUCUCUUUUUCUCAGAGGUUGAUGUUAAAACUGUAAGUAAACAUUUUUACAUGUUUAAAGUGGUUACGGAAUGUCUUCCAUUUCGGUAAAAUAGGGCAAUGUUACUACGAUUUUCUAUCCGAAAACAUUUUGUCUAGUUUUUUGGAUAUCCAGGAAUCAGUAAUCCAUGAAUCAAGGAAACAGAAGCAAAAAAACACUGUUUGUUCUUUAUUUAGUAUGAAGUAUGAAGAAUAGAUAUAACACCUUGAAUGUAAAGACUAAUUGAUAAGGUCUUAAAAACAAGAAUGGAUAUUUCCGUAAGCAAAUAUGGCCAAAUCAAGAAUAGUUAAAAAAUAGACACAAUAGGAAAAAUAAACUGCCUUUUCUCUCUAAAACCACGAAAAUUUGAAUCCGAUUUCAUUUGAAUAGUAUUUCUACAUCAACAUAUAGUAUUUUAUACUUUUUUUGCCCUAAAGACAUCUUCUGUGACAGUUUACCGCACAAUAAGAGAUAAUUUUAUUUCGUGAGCAUUUCGGCUCGUUUUUAACAUAUAAUCCAUAAAGAAAUGCAUUUUUAUUCAUUAUAUUUAUUUGUUGAUACCUUUUGUGCUUAUUUUCUGCAUACGAUAUACAUUUGACCGGUAAAGGAGCAGAACUGUUAAACGAAAAAGUCCUGUGUUCCAUGUGCAAAUAAUCCAGUUACUUCGCUUCUUCAAUGCCAUUCAUCUUUUUUCAUACCAUGCAAUCUGUUGCCUGUAAGCAAGCAUACACUUAAAGCAUUGUGUGCACGGAUUAUAAUUGCGUCAUGAUUCACACCUUGAUAAGGAAUUUCAGGCACUACACUGCCGAAUGGCGCUUCACAGGAGCAUACGAUGUUGGAAUUCUAUUGGCCAUUUGCCUUUCUUUUCAGUAAAAAUAAACAUUGCAAAAUAAGCAUAAAAAACCUACCAAAAUAAGUAAAUAUAUCAUCGAAGUUCUAAGAUUUCUGGAAUGCAACGACGUAAGGAAGAAAAUCUAUCGGGGGGCUCCAGUAUAACUUGACGACAUUCAUAUCGUGGUUUAAGCAAAAGUUUCUUCUAAGGAAACUUCGAUAGUUUUUCGAUAACUGUCAAACCUUCAUCAUGCAAGCAGCAUAAGCAGAUUUCAAAGAAAACAUUUGAUAAACUUAAAUUCUUUUACUUCUGACAACCUUUGUCAAAGACAACCUUCUUGACCCUUUUCAUCAGGGUUUUCGAAACUUGCUUGUUUUCUUCACUGUAGCAAGAAAAACAGUCUGCUGAAAGUUUCAUUCAGUAUAGCUCUGGUAAUAAACAUAAGAGGCGCUCAAAUGACAAAGCAAAUGCCCACGACUCAACAAAUCCUCGUGUUGUACCGCCUGAACUUAUCGCGACUUUCUCGAUAAAAAAGUAAACAUUAUUGGCAAAUAUUCCAGCAGGAACAAUUUGGACUUCAAAUUAUUUAAUAAGCUGUACUGUGAUUUUUUUACUUCUAUGGUUAGAACAAUUAACUGAACCGUGCUCUUUGGAUCUAUAUAAAUAAGAAAGCAACCAUGUUUGAGUAUCUCUUACAGAUUUUAAAAGUUGUUUGAGCAGGUCUUCAACAUGCUAGCGUCUUUUCUGCUCCCAUCAAACAAAGGCUCUAAUUCAAGAGAAAAACAACAACUACCAAUCACAUAUCUGUACAUCCAUAUCAUUUGUAAUAUCAUAUGGCAAAAGGCGUUACCACCGCCAAUCUUAGACGGAUCUGUAACUAAAACGCGGAUCUGUUAAACUGAUGCCUGCAGUAUCAUAAAGGCACUAAACGAAAAGCGGCCCGUAUCAGACCUUUGAAGGGGCCUUAUUUAGACAAGGUGCUUGUAAACUUCGUCGCUUUUAUCAAGUAGACAUGCAAAAUAAGAUGAAUUCAUUUAUCAAUUUGCAGCUGAAGUUAUGUCUAUAAAGAAAGAGCUAUAAUCUUGGUUGCAUCACCUUUCAAUGGACUUGCUAUAAAGACUAUUAGAUGUGCACUUUGUCGACCAUUUGUCAAAUCAACGUGGUAAGGAACCCUGGAAUCGGAAAAUUUUGAAAAAGACGGCAGUUGGCAAAGUUAAGUAACGUUGCUUGUUGUUAAAAACUUGUCAGACGCUAGAUAUUCUAGCUGGCAAUGGUUCAAUUAAUGAAUGGAAUAACGGCAGCCAUGAAUUUAUCAACAAACAGCACACCAAACUUCACCAGAGGACCACCAUUUGUACCAGAUUUCUGUGGAAGCUACACUAACGACACUGGUAAAAUUGCUUAUGCCGUUUUCCUUGCGGUUGUCAUGGUAUUAUCAAUUCUUGGCAACACGUUGAUAUGUAUAGCUAUAUUUUUGUCUCCUCGCCUUCGUGAAACACCGACAAACCACUUCAUAUUUUCUUUAUCAUUGAGUGACAUGUGCUACGCAAUAUUUCAAACGCCUAUCCGGAUCUCUACAAUACUACAUACAAACGCUUUUUGCCACCCAGCGAGCGUUUGCUAUAUGUAUGUAUUGACUGAUCUAAUACUAACGCCUGCCACAAUCACGACUUUGUUUGUGAUUGCCAUUGACAGAUUUUUCUGCAUCACGAAACCUUUCAUCUAUCAAGAAACGAUGACAAAAACCAAAGCCAAAGUUAUCGUCUGUUGCGUCUGGGCUUAUGCCGUCAUUUGGAGUGCCAUGUCGACCUUUCAGUGGAACGAGCCAACAAAGUUAUCUAUUCAUCUGAAGAAAGUUGGUGUCCCGAGAUGCUUUAUAGAGAACAAAUACUUCUACUUCACUUCAUACUUCCUGAUAACGUUGAUCCCUCUUGUUAUCAUGGGGAUUCUGUACGUUAUCAUACUAAGGGUCGCUAUCGUUCAAAUUCGUGCAAUUAGGGCAACAGAAGUGCAUUUUUCGAAUCCAGAGAGCGAAAAGAAAGAUAGGAAAUAUGCAAAAAUCUCAAAAAGUUCCCGUCGCACCAACCGGGAAUUGAAAGCCACGGCUACAUUGGCCAUUGUCUAUGGAGCUUUUUUCGUAUGCUGGAUGCCGCUCUCUAUCAUCAACAUAUACAUUGCCUUUGGAGACCGCACUGCUUUUGCCCGUCUCAAGCAAAACAAUGAGCACCUUUUCCUAUUCAUCUUCUACAUGUUUUUUGAGAUUUUGCCAACCUUGUCGACAGCAAUCAAUCCACUUAUUUACAACGUGUUUAACAGGCAGUUCCGUUCGGCAUUCGUCGCUGUUAUGCUACGUUUGGCUAGAAGAAAUGAUGUGCUACGUAGAACAACGAUUGUAACGGAGCUGGAGAAUUCUCGAAUGGACCAUGGUGGUAGAACAAGUGCCAGUUGACUAAACACCAAAAUGCAAGAAAGAUAUGAAAUGACAAGGGUUGGAGCUGAUGAUGUGUAAAAAAAUACUUUGCUGUUAGACUAGCGUUUAAGCGAAUCACGAAGAAACUUGAGAUUGGGGAAAUUGAAAAAAAUACAGUGGACCUUCAGAGAUGACAUUAAUGGUCAUGUUUUUAUAAAUUUGUGUAUAAAGUUGUCCUGCUGAGUUUGUAAAAGAUUAAGUCCGUAACAUCGUGGAUUAUUUGGCAACAAAAUGGCUUCACCAGAUUAACUUUUAUCAAAAGCUUUCAUCAGUCUUCAAGAUUCAGCUACAAAACUCGUUUUUUUGUGAUUAAGCUGCAAAAUUGCUGAAGAAGAAUAUAUCAAAACAUUUUCUGGGUGCAUUAUAUCUUCUUUCUUCUGACUUUGCUAACUGGUGAACCUCAUGGUUCAGCCAAUGAAUAACACAUUUGUGUAUUAGAGUUGUGGUAGCCGUUGGAAUAUUUCAUUGGUAUUUGAAUUUGCUUUCCAGUACAUUCAUGUCAAUUUUUCGGAAGAAUUCUACAGUGCAACGGCUUUCGCCUUAAAUUAAAGCCAUGAAUACCGAAAAAUUGCAAAUUUUCCCAGGGGCAGUACCUUCGGAUAAAAUGCCAGUUUUUGGCCAUUCUCUACUAGCCGAUUAAGUUUUCAGCUUGUGGCAGAAGAACAAUGACAAUGAAAAUGGCUUGGGCUGUCAGGUUUUUGGAAUAGCUCUCUUCUGCGUUCUUCUCUUCUUUCAUUAUUCUUACUCAUUGUUUUUACAAGCAAACACUCUGUUUGUCGCCAAAUAUGUUGCAGAGGUACUCAUCAAGUCCCUGAAAUCAGCCAGCACAUCAGAAUGUUAGGAUCACAUUUUCACCUCAUGAAUAAUUGAUGAUUUUUGGAACUAAAGUUUUGUUUCAUUAUGGUGACAUUAUCUUUAUUUUGUUGGAUCAGAAGACGACUGUGAGAAGACUUGGUCGAAGAUUCCGUGACUUGAAAGUUGUUACUCUGUCUUGAUAAUUGUUGGACUGGUUCUUUGGAUAAGAAGCUGGCAAAUUUUAUCUAGACAUGAGCUUUGUAGGUCUGAACAAAAAAGAAGUCAAAUUCGUAUUGAUUUUACGGACUGGUUUGAUGUCGAUGAAAAUAUUUUGAGCGACAGCUAGUUGAACGAUGAUUCGCAGGUUUCAAAGGAAAGAAGCAGAUUUGUUAUGAUUUACAGGAGGUCAUUAAAAGAAAAGACUGAUGCAGGUUUAUGACCGGCAUGUCAACUUUUUACUGUACAUAGACUAGAGCGUAGAUAUUGUUCAUGAUGAAAGGUUGUAAUCAUAUUUGUUGCUUAGUUAAUAGAACUUUUUAAUUAAUAUUACAUUUGAUUAGCCAUGUUUUUUUUGUAAAAAUAGGCGUUUUUGUAAAAUUCCACGAACUCGAUUCAUCUUCUGUAACCCUUCUUACCCAAUAAUUAAUGGCUAAUUUUAAAUCAAUUAUAGCUUUGCCUUACUUAGAAAAUGAAAAGCUGUAUCGAUUAGUGUUGUAGAGAGACUUUGAUGUUUUUAUUGAUUUUUAAUAGCAUUCGCACCAAUCAAUCUUAAUUGGCUUGAUAUAGCAUUUUUAAACGAUGGUGUCACUCUCAUCUCCAUUACAUAUACUUGCAAAGAGCAUGCAGAAAUUGCUGAACAAUAAAAGAUUUACAGUUUUAUUCAGCCGAGAAAUCAAAAUUCUCACUUCUUGUUUUCUACACAUUGAUUAUACGAAUGGAACGAUGAAAUAUAGUUAAAAAAUAUGACAUUAUAUUGAACAAAGAGACAAUGUUGGAAAUCUUGUUGAGAGAAUUCACUGUGUUUGCACCUGCCACUCAAAAGCUCAAUACGUCACGCUCAUUAACUUUCAGAUUAAAGUGUUUUACAUCAAUUUUGUAGUUUGCAGAGGCAAUAAAUCUCAAAAGAAAUAAAAUUAAACAGUAAAAGCAAAAGUUACACUGAGUCAUAUUAAAUCAGUAGAAAAUUGAUGAAAAAUUGAAAUCAAUAAUUUAGAAAUUCUUUAUUUCAAUCGCACAUCCAUCUAAUACAUUAAGUACCAAAAAUUUCGUUGGGAUUUAUCUUCUGUGAAGAAGAGCAACCUAAAAUCAUUCUUACUGAAUUUUUUUGCAACCGAAAACCGGAAAAUUUAUUUUUUUUAAAACCGGAAAUUUCAUAGGAGGUGUGAAAAAUUGUGAUUUUCCGACCAAAAUCUAGCAAACAUUUUUAGUUUUUUCAUACAUUUGAACAUAGUUCAAUUAAGUUCAGUUUUUUAUGUUUUAAAAUUUCUCUACAUACAAUAUCUUACUACAACUACAUUACAACUAAUUACAUACAAGGUUUACACAUUACAUAAAAUACUUAUAAUAACAGGCAAGAAAUAACAGAUUUGUAAGAUGUUGUUUGCAGAGGAGUUUCUUUAGGAGGAGCUAUCUAAGUAGAGAUGAACUAAUCGAGGAGAAAGCAUCCCCUUUUCUAAGGUGAAUUCAAAUGUACUUAAUCAUUUACAUGAGUGACAGAACAUCCACCAACGAGACGCACAGACUUGAUACCAGAUUGCAAAAUAAUUUUUUUUUGCAUUAAAGAAUGUCAUUUGGUGAGCAUUUGACACAGAUUCAAAAAAGUUGUUGCACAGAUUCAGAACAUAUCAUAAUAAAAUUAGAACUGAAAUAAAACAGGAGAAAAGUUUGAUUAUUUACUCAAAUGUGUCAUGAAUAAUACCAAUUGACGAUUUUAUGAUCUUCUCUUCGCAAAAGGUACUUUUAAGAUGCCCAUCUGAUUCAGAACAACUGACGAAAUUGUUAUAAUAACCUUAAAAGAUUUUCCUCUCAAAAUGUAAUACUUAGAUCAAAAUAGAAAACCAUUUUAUAUUUCCGACAAAGAUCAGAAAUUUUUUGACAAAAUAUCUGUUUUUCUCUACAGGUGGAGUUUUGCCCCCCUUGACCCCCCUCUAUAUACGCUACUGUUAGAAAAAUCUCGUUUUACACCUUUGCCCUCUCUAAAUACCAAGAACAUUUGCGCUUCUUCUAGCCGGUAGGACUGUUGUCUGCCUACGCUAAGGUUGCAACAUCUAAUUAUACGAGUUUCAGUUACAGCCAAAACAGUCUUAGCUUAGUAAGACACAAAAUGAACGUUUUCUAAUGAAUCCAUAAAAACUCCGAUGUAAGAGGUAAUAGAGAUAAACUUCUUCUGCGUUAGGAAGAAGUAUGCAUAUCCAACUACGUUGAUUUAUGUAAGCAACUGGAUAUCUCAUAAACAUCUGAAUUGGAAUUGAAAAUGUCAUAAUCAAAUAAUUUGAUCUAUCGUAAGACUUUAGCUUGUUCGCAGCAAAAAGUCAUAAAAUACCGUUCUUUGUAGCACCACCACCAAAUAAAAUGAAGAUUUGAUUCUCUUCUUCAUCUUCUAAAAUCAACUGUGUCUUCAUGACAUCGUGUCAGGCACCGUGGAGUGCUGAGAAAAGUAGAGGGUCUAAAAGAGUUGGGGGUCAAAAAAAGUAAAGGGGUCUAAAAAAGUGGAGGAGGGGCUAAAAACGUAUAAAAAGAGGCUUUACUGGUAAUUUAUUACGUAAUCUGCUCCGCGGUGCCUGCAUCGUGCGCCUGUCUAGUGGCUUGUUCUGGGUCUUGCAUGAAUCGUAUCAUCAGAGGCAGACCCCUACUCGGGGGUACCCGCAUCUUCUUGGGCAUUGUUUUCAACUUGAUACAACAGUUGAAGGGUUGUUCAAUAACCAUCACCCUCCCAUUGGUCAUUGUCUGUAGUUCUGCUCCUCGAGUUGUUCCAUCAGACCCUUUAAUUGUUCUCGUGAUCUUUCCAAGCUUCCACAUAUUCUUGGGCUGCAUGUCGUUCUUAAUGAGGACGAUGUCUCCUACAACUUUCCCUGUGGUAUUCUCAGAGACUGCGCAGGUAUUAUGCGCUUCAUUGAUCUCACUAAUGUUUCUUGUUCUUCUGCACAUUUCGCAUCUUCUUCCAGUCUGUUUUAUUCUUUUCAUCGCUGAAUAUUUCUUCUCUUGGAAAUAUUUUGAUUCUUCUUUCGUGAAUGAAGUUAUUGGGUGUCAGUGGGUCCAUCUCGAGAUUUGAUCCUUGCUAAGUCAAUGGACGAUUGUUUAGGCUGAAUCAAACAUCUAGCAGGCCCGAUUUACUAAUAGCAAAGUAAGUAGAUAAAGAAAGCCUAUAUCACACUUUUAACUUAUGCUACAACUAGAGCAAUUCAUUCCAAGUGUGUAGACGAUAUGGUAAAAGCAAUGUUUCCGCGAAGUUUGAAAAAUUUUGUGACACGAAGAGGAGCUCCACAAAUGAUCAUCUCUGACAGUGCGAAGACAUUCAAGUCAACUCCAAUUGGCUCCUAGUCGACUGCUAAAACUUUGUAACAAAGCUGAUUAUGGUGCGUUGAAUGCACCGAUCUCGAGCUCCUGCAGCCCAGCAUCAAUUCAACACGGCAGCGUCUAUGUUAGGACCUCGCUGUGUUGCUUGAGAUUAGAGAGCAAUUAUGUUGAUCUUAGUUUAACUUGCUUUUUAUAGCAAAAUUCAAAGUAACCGUUGAAAUAAGAACUUGCAGCAUUCGUAAGGGAGGUUAAACAUUAUUGCCGUGGUAUUUAGUUUAUGUUAAAGAGAAUCCAUUGUUCAGUUACUUUCCUAGGCCUGUUGCCUCUUAGAUUAUUGAAGAAUUUAGUGAUUAAUGCCCAAUUUAAGGCGCAGCACUUCUGUGUGUGUACCGUUUUUGCCCAUGGCAGCCCCAAGCUUUAGGUGCGAGAGGUCUCAACACGGAGAGACUCGAUCACUUCCUCGUGCUGAUGUAUGAAAACAAUUGGUUGUACGACCCAUUUCUUUUCUGAUAUCGGUGGUUAGAUUUGUAUCUCAUUCAGAGGCAACAGUUUUGCAAUGCCUUCUUCAUCAUUUGGUUUCCAUUGGGUACCCAGUAACGUGAUCUUACUUCCGCCAACGUAGAUGCCACCCUUAUGUGCAAUUUUCUCUUGUGGACGUCCAUCAUAAUGAGAGGCACCAAUGUGCUUUGCUUUGGUGUGUAAUUGGCUGCUCUGUUGUCGAAUCUUCCCGUGCAGGUCAGGAUGUUUUGUUCAUUCCCUUUAAAUUUAGUUCCCUUGUUUGUUGUUCUGUAGGUUUUUAUUCCACUUGUACUUAUUUGAUCCACCUGAUUUCAGCUUUCUGAAUUUCUUCCAAUGACCGUGUUUACCAUUGAUGUCUCACGUUUCCCUUCUUGUGCAUUUUCAUCUUUUCAAAUUUCGAUGUUUGGAUGCCAUUAUUCCUUUUAAAGUAACCACGUAGGGCCUUGACACCAAAGAUUUGAAGGCUGCAGCUUUCCCGGGAUCAUUCCUCGAGAGCCUAAGUAAGCUAAGUUGUCAUGUGUUGAGCAAUAUCGCUAAGAAAUGUAGUCUUCACUCAAGAUUUGAUUCACUCUUGUUUGGACAAACUGCUUCCUUUCGCCGCGAUUUGCCAACCAACAUAGCACUGUUUUGCUGUCUGUCCGUCCAUACACUGUUUCUAUUUGCCAUCUUUCUAGCACUGCCUUGAUGUCUGCGGUCGACAUCAAUUUGUAGAAAUUUUUUCUGUAUGCUUUCUGUACAAGAUAACUGGAUAGAGUUGAAAUCUCAAAAUAAUGUCAGACAUGGGAGGCAAUAAUGAAGGGCCAAUAUGCAAGCAAUCAUUGAGGGAAUCUUUGUAUCUACGAGACUUUGCAGUUGAAUCGUACACGAUUCGGAGUUUGGUACUUUCUGCGUCCUUUCGAAUGACCAGGUGACCCACCAUCCGGCAUUUGCGGUACAUGCUCCACAACUCCAUCUGCAAUCUGCUUUUUUACAAUAUCGUCAUACUCUUCAAGAAUUUCUGGCGUUCGUUUGAGCUUUACUUCCGAUGCUGAUUUCUCAGCGGUGAGGCUGGUUCACACGUACAAUGAAAGGAAAUGACCUCUAGCCUUUGUUUAGACAUAAUAAAAAAUGCUAAAUGCCUAAUAUGUUUUGAUAAUCAACAGAAGUUAUUGACGAAACGUAGUCAAGUAUCGUUAUUGUUAAGAAAGCACACAAGCUUUGCACAUAUCGAGUUUUAUGCCUUUGUACCGAGCUUGUGCAUGGAGUAAUAAUACCCAUAAAUACCAAGGGUUACAUAAAGCAAGAGCUGAAGCAAGCGAAGUAGGCAUGGGCAGUUGGAUUUUUUUGGAUGAAGCAAGGAAUGAAGCAGAAUGUGAAGUAAACCGCGCACACACGUGCAUAACAAAAUGAUCAAAUUUGACGGAAAAGUAUAGUUAUAAACAAAAUUGGACGAAGAAGUUUUACUUUCAUUAGCAGCUCAUAGUUUCAAAAGUAGUUUUGUUGGUUCAUGUCCCUAAAAAACGUGCCAGACCUAAAAAACGAUGCCAAAUACUACGUAAAGAAAAAGGUUUUUUUUUAAAAUAUUUGCAAGUUUUUAUUCAGACAUGUUUUUUGCUGCGUACGACGUUCAUACUACAAAAUUUUUUGAGCAAGCAUGACGCAAAGCUUAAGCAGUCGCCGCAAUGAAGCAAGGUUAUAAGAACUUUGAAGCACGUUAUGCUUGCUUCAGCGGAUGCUUCCUGCUUCUUGUUUGCUUCACUUGCCUCAUGCGUGUUUACACUCCGCUUGUUUGUGCUUCUACGCCUGCUUUUGCUUCAGCUCUUGCUUCACACGUGUGAACCAGUCUUUAAUAAGCGGGCUUACAUUUUCAACAUGUUCUCGUGUGUUUUGAGCGGCAACUUUGCAUGUAAAUUGUGAAGGAGUUGACGAAGGUUCGUUGGAAAAAUAACGCUGAUUGGCUAAAACAUUAUUUACCCUUGCUAUCAUCAAAUAAGAACUAUAAUACCCUCCGCUGAAUGUCUGCAAAUUAUUCAAAAUUCCAAGCACAUUUAAAAUAAAUUAAUUUAGGGUCUGGUUAUAUGGCCAUUUUUCUCUCUAAUAAAACCCCAUGGGGAGUUAUCGGAGAGGCCGGAUAAGUUUUUCAAAGUAUAAAAAAAGACGGGAUUUUUAGAGAGGCGUGACCCUGUCAUCUUUCAGCUUUGCUGGCUUCUUUUAAAAUAAGGGAUGUCAAUGUCACUUGAUUCAGUUAUAAAUCCAAAGCCAAGAAGUUUCUAUUAGUUAAAGAUCAAUCUGAUAAAAUAUCAAAGAAAAAGCCUUGAGGGAUUGGAUAACACCCCGCCUCAACUAUGAAUAUACUUUAUACUGGCUUACAAAGCAUGAAUCAAUCGGGUGUUGAUAACACUGAUUCCUUUUAUUCACAUUCAAAUUCAGGUCUUUUACAUUUGAGAUAUGGCGACAGCAACGUAUAAAUUGAAAGUUAUGUAACUGGUCAUCAUGUGUAUAAGGGGGUUUUGUCAUUUUAUAUCGGAGAAUCUUUAACAGCUCAAGUAGAACCGAGCAUUUACGGUCAGUAUUAUAAUGUCUUAGCAUGAUUAACAUAAUUAACAUAAUCAAUAUACGCAACAUAAUCAGGCUGUCAAUGUAUUUUUGAAACUUGAUUCUAGAAUGGAUUAGCACUCGUGUCUAUGAAGAUAUAUGGAUCACGAUAAAUAUUCUGUCAGUGUUUUAAAAAAUUGAACUGUUUUUGAUCAUGUGCCCAUAAAAACUUCACGGUAAUGCAGUUUUGUUUUAGAUUCUGAAGAAACAAUGACUGCAACUUUGCCUGGGGGUCGGUGAACAGUAUAGAAAAUGGAUUGGUAUAUUUUUUGCAUUUUUUCAUCUCAUUUAAAUUUUGAAAUUAAUUAUCCACGGUUGUUUUGUCAGAAUGUUUGAUUUUUACAAAUGGGGCUGCGCAAAAAUUUACAAAUAAUCUACAAGGCUAACAAUUUAUAAUGAUAACUAAAGCAUAGAGCUGCGUAGAUAAAGCAUAGAUAAAGCAUAGGUCAUAAUUUAAUAUUUGCAAGUUUACAUAAAAAUAUAAAUUAUUUACAAUCAACACAAAAUCUUGCUUUUAAAAGAAUAUGAAGAAGAAGCUUGCUUGGCCUCAGGCAUACGGUGCAAUUUUUGAAGCGUUAGUAGUUUGGACUCUCGGGAAUCAGCACAGUUCCCUUACAAAGAACAGCAAUAUCGAAUGACAGUCUACAAUGCCUUUAUAUUGUUCCCUAACAAAGAACUCUUCUUGGCAAAAAGUGCUUCGCAUAUUUUAAGAAGCAUUUGCAUAUGUUCAUUCCAGACAAGGCACUGAUCUAUGUAACCGUUACUACGGAAAAGAUGCACGAUACUACGGAAAAGAUGCACGAUACUACGGAAAAGAUGCUUGAUACUAUGGAAAAGAUGCCUGAUACUACUGUAAAGAUGCUCGAUACUUAGAAAAUGCUGCUCAACAUCAGGGAAAAGAUGCACGAUACUAUGAAAAAGUUGCCCCAUACUACGUGUAGUAGUUAUUAUUAUUAUUAUUAUUAGUAGUAUCAUUGCUGUAUGACGUCAUAUGGCUGCGCAUAUGAUUUGAUUGUAUUCUUAUAUUAAGCAAUCUCUUGCUUACGACGAUUUAAAAGGAGAAAAAGGAAUGUAAGAUGGCAAAAGAUAUCAAAAAUCCUAUGCUGGUCUCGAACCAAGAAGUUACAUUACUAACACGGGAGCUCGCUGGUCAGACUUCCUGGAGAGAUUUCAACGUAUUUGUUGCCGCUGAUGUCCAAGAACCACAGAGAAAGCGAGCUUUGCUUUUGUAUCAAGCUGGACCCGAAGUCUAUAACAUUUUCAAAACUCUUCCUGAUACUGGUGAGGAGAAAGACUAUCAAAAACAGUUGAUGCCUUACCUAAACAUUUCGAGCCAGACCAAAAUCAAAUGUUGCCUUCAAAAUAAAGCAACAAAGCUAGGCCACGCAGGACAUCAGGGAAUAUAAAAUAAACAAAAAGUCUAACCAGAAAAAAAAUCUGGUUUCCAAAAUUUGGUGACAAAGUUGGGGAAAUUGUCGAAAACUGUGUUACAUGUCAAGCAGUUGGAAAUGCUAAUACACCUGAGCCAAUGCAAAUAACUCCAAUAGUAGACAUUUCAUGGCACACCGCAUCUCUUGAAUUUCAUGGGCCAAUUACAAAUACAGGGCAAUAUCUAUUCGUAGUAACGGACCUUCAUUCAAAAUUCCCAGAAAUCGAAAUCGUAAAUUCCACAACCGCACCAGCAGUAAUACCUAAGCUGGACCGUAUAUUUGCGACACAUGGCAUUCCAGUAAAACUAAAAACAGAUAACGGACCUCCAUUUAAUGGAAAUGAAUUCAAGAGAUACUCCAAAGCUUUAGGUAUGGUACUCCAAAGGUUUCCUACUAACAUACCGAGCCACAUGUAACAGCGAAAGUACCUCCAUGUGAACUAUUAUUCGAUAGAUCAAUUUGAGGACAACUACCUGAAUUGCCAAAAAGGAGGGUACUUAAUAAGCAUAAACAAGAAAAGGAAAACAUCGAAAAAAAGAAAGCUCAAAACAAAGAAUAUUAUGACAUGAAACAUAAUGCGAAAGAGUCAGAGAUAAAAGAGGGAGAUACAGUUAUUUGUCUACAAAAGAGGACAAAUAAGCUAGUACCAAAGUUCAGCCCAGUAAGAUUCAUUGUGCAAGAACGAAAAGGAACAAAGAUAGUCGCGAAAAACCAACGAAAUAUCAUAACAAGAAAUGUCUAAAAUUUCAAGAGAGUUCCAACAACGGACAGCUAAAACAAUGAAGAGGAAGAUUCUAGUGACAGUGAAAGCAAGAAGAAAGAGAGGGAACAAGAAAAGAUUGCAGUUGAUGACAGACCAAGGAGACCGAAAAAGUCAAAGAUUCCAAUAUCGAGAUUAGGAUUUAUGUAAAUAUGAACAGCUCAGAACAUUGAGAACUAUAAACAUGGACAUGUCGAUAGACUAUAAAAAGAAAGCAAUGUAAUAUUUUUUGUUAUCAUUAUUACUAAAAUUAACAUCAUUACGGUAUGACGUCGUAUGCCUGCGCAUAUGAUUUUAUUGUAUUCUCAUAUUACGCAAUCUCCAAAACAGACCUGUUAAUCUCUUGCUUACGACUUCUACAAUACAGAAAAAAAGCCUGAUACUACUGAAAAUAUGCCCGAUACUAAUGAAAAAAUGCUCAAUACAGGGGAAAAAAUGCCUUCUACAACGGAGAGGAAGCCAGAUACUAUGGAAAAGAUAUUGGAUGCUACAAAAAAGAUGCCUGAUACUACGGAAAAUAUGCCUGAUACUACGGACAACAUGUCUGAUUCUACUGAAAAAACAUGCUCAAUACCAAAGAAAAGAUGCCUGAUAGUAAGGAAAAAAUGCCCAACACUGAGGAAACGAUGCACGAUAUUACGGAAAAGAUGCCAGAUACUACUGAAAAGAUACCUGAUACUACGGAAAAGGAGAACGAUACUGAAAAAAAGAUGCCUGGUACUUCCAGAAGAUGACCCAUACUGAAAGAAAGAUACUCAAUACCAGGAGAAAAAUGCCCGUUACAACAGAAAAGAUUCCCGAUACUACGGAAAAGAUGCCUGAUACGACUGAAAAGAUGCCCGAAACUAAGGAAAAGAUGCUAAAUACCAGGGAGAAUAUGUCAGAUACAACGGAAAAGUUGUCCGGUACUGCGAAAAAGAUACCUGGUACUACUGAAAAGUUGCAUGAUACUACAGAGAAGAUGACCGAUACCAAUGAAAAGAUGCUGAACACCAGGGAAUAGAUGCACAAUACUACAAGAAAGAUGCCCGAUAUUAUGGAAAAGAUGCCUGAUGCUACUGAGAAGAUCACCGAUACUUAGGAAAAGAUGCUCAAUACCAGGGAAAAGAUUCAUGAUACUACGGAAAAAAUUACUUAUACUACUGAAAAAAUGCAUGAUGCUACAAAAAUGAUGCGUAAUACCAAGGAGAAUAUGCCCGAUACAACGGGAAAGAUGCCUGAUAGUACGGAAAAGAUUCACGAUACUACGGAAAAAAUUCCUGAUACUACUGAAAAAAUGCAUGAUGCUACAGAAAUGAUGCGUAAUACCAGGGACAAUAUGUCCGAUGCA
This is a messenger RNA of Rhopilema esculentum, 21471 nucleotides long. RefSeq names its product adenosine receptor A2b. Gene Ontology annotation, biological process: adenylate cyclase-activating adrenergic receptor signaling pathway; positive regulation of MAPK cascade. Lineage: Eukaryota; Metazoa; Cnidaria; Scyphozoa; Rhizostomeae; Rhizostomatidae. Gene Ontology annotation, molecular function: G protein-coupled receptor activity. Gene Ontology annotation, cellular component: plasma membrane. The record is from RefSeq and is a predicted model, not a curated record.